Molecule: messenger RNA, 2941 nt
Organism: Ananas comosus (pineapple)
Lineage: Eukaryota; Viridiplantae; Streptophyta; Magnoliopsida; Poales; Bromeliaceae
Product: oligopeptide transporter 3
Exons: 6
Coding region: 235-2487 (750 amino acids)
Biological process (GO): transmembrane transport
Molecular function (GO): oligopeptide transmembrane transporter activity
Source: RefSeq, a predicted model, not a curated record
CAAAAAACAAACGAAAAGAAAGCGCUUCUUCAGUGUUUCUUCCGUCUAUAUAUAUAUAUUGGCUCUCUCUACCGUCCCCUCCGCGCUGCUCAUUUACAAUUUACUACUCUCUCUCUUUCUUUCUUUCACUCUCUCUCUCUCUCUUUCUUCCACUCUCUCUCUCUUUCUCUCUCGGCGCUAGCAGCGCGCUCCUCCCCCUUUCUCUAGUUUCUGCAGGUGGGUGGAGCUGUGUAGAUGGCCUUCAAGGGGGGCGGCGAUGAGGAGGGGGAGAUGAGGAGGGGGAAGCAGCAGCAGGAGCAGCAGGAGCAGCAGCAGCAGGAGCAGCAGUGCCCCGUGGAGGAGGUAGCGCUGGUGGUGCCGGAGACGGACGAUCCGUCGCUUCCGGUGAUGACGUUCCGGGCGUGGGUGCUGGGGCUGGCGUCGUGCACGCUGCUCAUCUUCCUGAACACGUUCUUCACGUUCCGGACGCAGCCGCUGACGAUCUCGGGCAUCCUGAUGCAGAUCGCGGUGCUCCCACUCGGGCGCUUCAUGGCCUCCGCGCUCCCCCGCAGGGACUUGCGCCUGCCCUGGGGCCUGGGCUCCUUCAGCCUCAACCCAGGGCCCUUCAACAUCAAGGAGCACGUCAUCAUCACCAUCUUCGCCAACUGUGGCGUCUCCUACGGCGGCGGCGACGCCUACUCCAUCGGCGCCAUCACCGUCAUGAAGGCCUACUACAAGCAGUCCCUCUCCUUCCUCUGCGCCCUCCUCAUCGUCCUCACCACCCAGGUACUGGGUUAUGGGUGGGCGGGGUUGUUGAGGAGGUAUUUGGUUGAGCCCGCUGAGAUGUGGUGGCCUUCUAACCUUGCUCAGGUCUCCCUAUUCAGAGCGCUGCAUGAAAAGGACUCGCGAUCGAAAGGGCUGACGAGGAUGCAAUUCUUUCUGACAUUCUUCGUUGCGAGCUUUGCCUACUAUGCGCUGCCAGGCUAUCUCUUCCCCAUCCUGACAUUCUUCUCGUGGGUCUGUUGGGCCUGGCCAAACAGCAUCACCGCCCAGCAGAUAGGGUCGGGCUACCACGGGCUCGGCGUGGGAGCCUUCACGCUCGAUUGGGCCGGGAUCUCGGCCUAUCAUGGCAGCCCACUGGUGACUCCGUGGUUCUCCAUCGUCAACGUAGCGGUUGGAUUCAUCAUGUUCAUCUACAUCAUCGUUCCCAUUUGUUACUGGAAGUUCAACACAUUCGAUGCUCGCAAGUUCCCCAUCUUUUCGAAUCAACUCUUCACCUCGGCGGGAAACAAGUAUGAUACUACCAAGAUUUUGACGCCGGAUUUUGACCUCAACGUAGCUGCAUAUGACAGUUACGGGAAGCUUUACCUCAGCCCGCUCUUCGCGCUCUCCAUCGGUUCAGGAUUCGCCAGAUUUACUGCAACACUCACCCAUGUUUUCCUCUUUCAUGGAAGUGACAUAUGGAGGCAGAGCAAGUCGGCGAUGAGCUCGGUGAGAGAGGACAUACAUGCAAAGCUGAUGAAGAGGUACAAGCAGGUGCCGCAGUGGUGGUUCCUCCUCCUCCUUGUGGGGAGCAUCGUUCUCUCGCUCAUGAUGUCCUUCAUCUGGAAAGAGGAGGUGCAGCUCCCUUGGUGGGGGAUGGUCUUUGCCUUCGGAUUGGCCUUCAUUGUCACUCUCCCCAUCGGCGUCAUUCAAGCUACAACCAAUCAGCAACCUGGAUAUGAUAUAAUAGCGCAGUUCAUGAUUGGGUAUGUCCUACCGGGGAAGCCCAUUGCCAAUCUGCUGUUCAAGAUAUACGGGCGCAUCAGCACCAUCCAUGCUCUAUCCUUUCUCGCUGAUCUCAAGCUCGGCCACUACAUGAAAAUCCCACCCAGAUGCAUGUACACCGCUCAGCUUGUGGGGACUCUGGUUGCCGGCGUUGUGAACCUCGCGGUAGCAUGGUGGAUGCUGGAGAGCAUAGAGAACAUCUGUGACGUGGACGCGUUGCACCCUGACAGCCCAUGGACUUGCCCAAAAUAUCGAGUGACAUUUGAUGCUUCGGUGAUAUGGGGCCUCAUCGGUCCGGGCCGACUCUUUGGCCAUCACGGCCUAUACCGGAACCUGGUGUGGCUCUUCCUCGUGGGAGCUUUCUUGCCUGUUCCUAUCUGGGCUCUUAGCAAGAUGUUCCCGGAGAAGAAGUGGAUCCCUCUAAUCAAUAUUCCGGUUAUUUCCUAUGGGUUCGCCGGGAUGCCGCCCGCAACUCCGACCAACAUUGCUAGCUGGCUCAUUACUGGCACUAUCUUCAACUAUUUUGUGUUCAAGUACCGAAAAGGGUGGUGGCAGAAAUACAACUAUGUGCUGUCGGCGGCGCUUGAUGCAGGGACAGCAUUCAUGGGUGUGCUCCUGUUCUUUGCUCUUCAGAAUGAGAACCGAAAUCUCACAUGGUGGGGCACCGAGAUUGAUCACUGUCCUUUGGCGUCAUGCCCCACAGCACCUGGUAUUUCAGUUAAGGGCUGUCCGGUUUUUUAGCUAUCAUACUGGAGGAUAUGAGAUCAACAGCAAUCAUGAUCUAUCUAUCUAUAUAUUCAUCAGAGGGGAGGGGGUUCGUCUUUGCAGACCAGGAGGUAUUGGGUUUGUGGAUUGUUGGUUUUCGGUAGCAUUUUCAGUAGUGUUAUUCUCAUCAGACAGCUGAUGAAAUGAAGCGGAAGCAGAUCGAGCUGUGACAUUCUGUUGCUGCGCAAUAAUCAAACUUCGUUUUGGGGAAAUCAGUGCAAUGCUUGAGUACAUCCUUUUUAGGAAGGUUCGCAAAAUGCCAGGAAAUAGGGUAUAACGCCCGGUACUACUUUCUAGUUCUUAUUGAGCUGUUCCACUUGCAGUGGUAUUUUUAGCUUUUAUUGAGCUGUUUCAUGUUCCGUAAAAAUUGCAGCACGUUCUCUGCGUUUAUGUAAUGAAAAGCUUGCAUUUUGCUCUUUUGAAGUCUUAA